Plasmodium adleri (nom. inval.) is the source of this 447-nucleotide messenger RNA. RefSeq names its product ring-exported protein 2. Lineage: Eukaryota; Apicomplexa; Aconoidasida; Haemosporida; Plasmodiidae. Bases 1 to 447 code for a protein of 148 amino acids. The record is from RefSeq and is a predicted model, not a curated record. The transcript has 2 exons.
AUGAAUUUAUCUGAUAUUUUUAGUACUGGUAAAGAAUCUUUGUUAUCUUUAAAGGAUACUUUUGGAUCUAGUAAUUUUUCUCCACUUACACCAUGUGAAGGAUUUGACUGCUUACCUCAAGUAUUAUUUUUGUACCUUAUAUUUCUUGUAUUAUGUACUGGAAUGUUUAUUCAUAAUAAGAAUCAGCUUAAAAAAAAACAGAGGUUAACAAAUUUCAAUUAUCAAUAUGAUGUAAAUUAUUCAGGAUGCGCAGAACAAUAUGAUGCAGAAGAACAACAGGAAUAUGACCAAGAAGAAUCUGAAAAGGAUGGACAUAAUAUAAAUGCACAUAAUGAAUAUUCUGAACAUAAUCAUUCACAAAAUCAUUCAUAUAAGUCAAAUGUAGAAAAUCAAAAAGUACAUGUUGGACAAGCAUCAAACCAAAAAGGUGCAGUAUUCAAUGCAUAA